AUGAGCCGUAGCAGUACUGGCUGCUGGACCUGCAAGCUCCGUCAUCGUAGAUGUGACCAAUUGCGGCCGGCUUGUAGAGAAUGCAGCGAACGACACAUUAGCUGUCACGGCUAUGGUCCAAAGCCUGCCUGGAUCAACAAUAAAUCUUUGCUUAAUGCCGAACUUUCCCGGAUCAAACACGCCGUCAAGGAAAAUUUCCGUCAGAACAGUCGAAGACGUGCAGCUAGGACCAAUGAAUCAUCAAAUGACCAGGAAACUCAUCGCGAUGGGUCGUUUCCAACCAAUUCGGAUGCAACAGAGGCCUCAAAGGCAUGUUCCGACUCAGCCGCAGUGUCUCCAGCUCAACAGCUUACUUUUCAGGAAUCACAGCUUCUGAUCCAUUAUCUUGACUACAUCUUCCCUCUACAAUUCCCUUACUACGUUGAUAAUCCCGAGGUUGGAGGUCGAGGCUGGCUUUUUUGGUUUCUUAUGAAAAGCGACCCCCUACACCAGGCCAUACUUACUCUCUCUGCACUACAUCGAUACACGAGAUUUGCCAGGAGGGCCGGUGACACAGAGCAAGAGCUUAUAGAAUACCAUACUAAAGCCUUACAAGGCCUUCGCCAAGCAUUGUGUCAACACGAAAUUGGUGAUUUGGCUACAAGCAGCGAGCAGCUGAUCGAAUUCCUUGCAUGUGGUUCAGCUCUCAUUAGUUUUGAAGUUUUUCAAGGGGGAACAAUGAAUUGGCAGCCACACCUCGAUGCGCUCAGCUCCGUCGUCAACGGAAUGACCCAUGUUUCAAACCAUCUUUCAUCGAGAGCGCAAAGUAGACCACCUUUUACGGCUUCGCCUGGAACCGAGGACAUGGAGCAUGCACAACGAUUUCUGGUGGCCAAUUUACUAUGGUUUGAUCUCCUCGCGUCCACUUCUAGUGGGACAGCCCCAAAAAUUGCCUACAAGCUAUGGCUGGACGAAAGGAACAUAGAUCUGUCUCAACUCAUGGGCUGCUAUAACUGGGUCAUGACUGCAAUUGGAGAUAUUGCCAGUAUCAAAUCACGAGGAGCAUCCGAAAAUUCCACGGCCGUCGUUGAAGCUUUCGAGAUCAAAGACCGUCUAGAAGCUGGGCUUCGUGACCUAGAUCUAGUUGCACAGGUACCAAUGCCCAUCGCAGUGCCGAUAUCACGAGUUUUUGCCUGUUCGGCAAUGGUCGAGCUUUAUACAACCUGUCCACCUCUUGUCUACACUGCUUCGGCAAUGCAGGAUGCUGUGGCCAAUGUCAUUGAAGCGAUUCGACUUUUCCCGGAGAACACAUCUUUGCGAGGCUUGACCUGGCCGGUUUGUGUAGCAGGAUCUAUGGCAGAGGGGGAUCAGCAACAAUACUUUGAGACAGUGAUGCAGAAGAUGUUGGGUGGCUCGGGGAUUGGUUUCACCAACUGCGAUACCGUCUCUCAAAUUGUAAAACGAUGCUGGCACUAUAGAAGAAACCAUCCUGGGCAAUCCUGGAACUGGAAUGAUUCGAUGGGAGCUAUGGGCAUCUGUGCUCUCCUUGUCUAG
Molecule: messenger RNA, 1533 nt
Organism: Xylona heveae TC161
Lineage: Eukaryota; Fungi; Ascomycota; Xylonomycetes; Xylonales; Xylonaceae
Exons: 3
Coding region: 1-1533 (510 amino acids)
Biological process (GO): positive regulation of transcription by RNA polymerase II
Cellular component (GO): nucleus
Molecular function (GO): zinc ion binding; transcription cis-regulatory region binding; DNA-binding transcription factor activity, RNA polymerase II-specific
Source: RefSeq, a predicted model, not a curated record